This is a messenger RNA of Stylophora pistillata, 1139 nucleotides long. Its product is annotated as protein MIX23. Gene Ontology annotation, cellular component: mitochondrion; mitochondrial intermembrane space. The record is from RefSeq and is a predicted model, not a curated record. NCBI's taxonomy places the organism in Eukaryota, Metazoa, Cnidaria, Anthozoa, Scleractinia, Pocilloporidae.
GUAACUUUCUUGGGACAUUACCUGGUCAGCGGACUAGUACCAUGUUCAUUUAACAACCAGCAGAACAUCUACUUUGCACGUGUGUAUUAAAAUGGCCACCGGUGGAAAAGAGCUGAGUCGAAUGUCAUGCGAAGAUUUUGGGGAAUUCAAGGAAGCAUUGAAGGUCCUAAGACUUGUUGAUGAUGCAAUCAUUUAUAAGUUGAACACAAGUAUUCCAACAGAUUCCUUUGUUGGUGAAAUCAAUGCUGAACAAAAAUGUCAAGAACUCUAUAACGAGUUGAUGUCAGGCUACAUGACAAGAGAUCAAGCCAUUAAGAAAUGUAUCACAGUAGUUUCUGAAAACACCAAACAACUCAGAGAGGAAACAGAAAAGAACCCUGAGAAUGGUCAAAUCAUGAGAAAUCUUAAAAAAGAACAAACAAAGCUUAGGUUAAUGCAAACUGAACUUAGUGUGGAAGAAGUUUUACAAAACCGGACCCUCAAGGCUUUCACUGGACGGUGCUGGAAGUAUUUCAAACCACAAUGACAUCUGCAACAUCCAGUUAGGAUUAAUUCAAGUCAUUUUAACUCAAAUGUUAUCCCAUGUAUGUAUUGAUUUGAUGGGUGUUUCUGAUACUCAGCAAGAUUGCAGUUUAGGUAGAGGGACCAAUUAGGUUUCUUGACUCUAUUGGACCACACAGACAGCAAAGCACCACAGUGGUCUAUCUUUUUUCUUCAUCAUUCUUCAACAAAUGGCAGGGCCAGCAUUUUUCUUUUUUUUAAUUUUCUUUUGUUUGAGGAGCAAUAUUUACCUUUUCUUAUUAGGGUUGAUUGUCAGUAGAAUUCUAAACCAGGAAGUGAGUUACUGCAUGAAAACUAUACCAUCCUUUUCAACAAACACCAUGGGAAUUUUGGGGAAACAAUAGCUGCUAAAAUAAUACGCUACUGAUGGGUCUCAAUAGAAACCUCUGUUUUUUGGUAAAUAUUAAAAAGACAGAUGUUAUUUUUGAUUGGUAAUGCUCUGUAUUUCUCACCAGAGUUAGCAUUGAGAGUAUCUUACUUGUAAUUGUUUCUAAGCCACUCUCCAUAGCUCUUUGAUAUGCACUGAUUGUUAUGACUGAUUCAAUUAAAAAUAAAUAUUUUGUACAGCACUACUUUCA